Molecule: messenger RNA, 1242 nt
Organism: Ectocarpus sp. CCAP 1310/34
Lineage: Eukaryota; Phaeophyceae; Ectocarpales; Ectocarpaceae
Source: the annotation of a GenBank genome assembly
CCCCCACGGCACGUUUCAAGCUGAGCCACCUGCCAUGGCUGUCAGUCCAACCAGGAGGGCCAAGCGUGCCCAUAGGCUGGCCUCUGUCACGAAGAGGGUGUCGAGCCUGUUGGAUGCACUGGCCAUUUUGGACAACCUCUCAGCGCUCGAUGCUCCGACGAAGAGGAACCGCAGCACCCUGGUCGCGCGAGAGAGGCGGCCUUUCGAGACGUACAUCAAGCCGAUGCUGCAAGACCACACGUUCUCGAUGCGCUUUCGCAUGGAGUACGAUGACUUCAGGGUUCUAGUAGAUCACCUGCGACCUGCCCUGCAGCAGAACGAGAAGACGGGGCUGCUGCGCAACGGCGCCAUCCCGGUGGAGUACCAGGUCGCGAUGACGUUGAGAUGGCUCGCGGGGGGGUCCAUCUACGAGUACAUGGACGGCCAUGUCAUCGCGAGGAGUACGGCAUACCACGUAACGUCGACCGUGAUCAACGCCCUGAAUGCCUGUCCGGAGUUGAACUGCAAGUGGCCAGAGGGUGAAGAUCUGCCAGAGCCGCCGAGCUUUUCCGCAACCGCAGCUCUUAUGGAUGUCGUCCGGAAGUGCGUGGGAGCCAUGGAUGGCUUGUUUGUCCGGAUGAUCAAGCCGAGCGCGAAGGAGGUCGCAGAGCCCAACUUGUAUUACAAUGGGCACAAGAAAGGCUUCGGCAUGAACUUCCAGGUGUGCAGCCAAAACGACCGCACCGCGUUCAACUUUUCGGGGUUCGACAAGCUCUUGGCGGGCUUGCCCGAAGGUCACUUUGUCGUGGGCAACGCCGCCUAUGGGGCGUCCGAGCGCGUCGUCGUCCCGUUCCCGGGGACGAGCCCUCCGCANGAGCAGACCUACGGCAUUCUGGUCAGGAGAUGGGGCAUCCUCUGGCGCCCCAUGGAGGUUCGCAUCGAGAAGUUCGAGCACGUGGUGAACGCCGUCGUUCGCCUGCACAACUUCUGUUGGGAUCGAAAGGUGGACGUCCCCACGGAGAACACGGGGUCUGCGAUUCCUCCACCCGAGGUCGCUUUUGACGACGACGGCCUCAUCAGCAGCGACUACUUCGAGACCGUUCCAGUGCGUACCGGGCGCCCGGUGAAGGACCAGGCUAAGGCGUCGAAGCCGAGGGAGGCCAUCCGCAAGGAGCUGGAGGUGGCCGGCUUGAUGAGGCCAGAGCACAACAUCGCCAGGAGCCACAAACGCGCAAGUUAGAGUGCUGUCGGAACCUUAAACUU